Messenger RNA from Hymenoscyphus albidus, 859 nucleotides. NCBI's taxonomy places the organism in Eukaryota, Fungi, Ascomycota, Leotiomycetes, Helotiales, Helotiaceae. The record is from the annotation of a GenBank genome assembly.
ACAGUUUUCCAUUCGAAAAUCUAUCGGACCCCCGUUUUAUAUGAAAACAAGAGAAUCCUGGUCAUAGGCAACUCUGCCUCGGGACAUGAUGUAACUGCCGAAUUGGUCUCAACCGCAAAACUUCCAGUAUUUCAGUCUAGACGAUCAAAGUCGCGAUGGGAUGGACCCGAGCCCCCACCUGGCAUCGCAUGGAAACCAGUGAUCAGAGAAUACUUGCCAUCAGGAAGGAUCGUAUUCGAAGAUGACAGUUACCUGGACGACAUCGAUACUAUCAUCUAUUGUACUGGCUACAAAGCAUCCUUCCCAUUUUGGAACUCGCGUAACAACGGUCGAGAUCUCUGGGAUUACAAGAAAAACAAGCUGAUCAAAAAUUAUUUGUAUACCUUCUCCCAGGAUUUUGAAACCCUUGCCAUAGUUGGGAUACCACGAACACUCACUUUCAGAAGUUUCGAGUAUCAAGCUAUCGCGCUUGCACGACUCUUCUCAGGGCGGCAAUCCGUGAAUUUGCCACCAGUGGAAGAACAAGAAAAAUGGGAAAAGGAUAGGGAAAAGAGGACCACGAAGGAGGGCACAGAAAUAUCAUGACAUUGGAUGGGACCAUAAUGAGACGUUGGAUUGGUUGGGUCAUUUGUAUGAAGUCGCGGGACUGGGGUUGUUGACGGGGGAAGGCAUGGUGCCGCCAAUAUUUUCGAAAGAGAUGAAAUGGGCUCUUGAAAACUUGAAAAAGUAUCCCGAGCCCGGUAAUGGAGAAAAUGACAAGAAAAUGGGGCCUACCCGACGUCUGAAGGAGAAUGAUAACGAAGACGACUCCUGGGUCAUGGUGAGAAGGGAGGGUCAGAAGGAUUCUUUAUGGUUUUUG